AUGGGACAUGUAAAUAAACUGACCAUACUGGUCAUUGUUUUGGCCAGUUUACUUGUGGUAUUUGGAAUUGUGGUAAUGGUUUCAGGGAUUUUGGAACAACGUGAAUUCAUUUCGGAUAAAAUCAAGCCUGCGUUUGACUCAUUUCCUACAAAAACCUUUAUACAUUUGAUGCACACUAAGGGAGCCAUGGUUAUUGGUUUCGGAAGUUUCACUCUAGUUUGUGGUUUGCUUUUAUCAUGUGCCGUAGGAUGCCGUAACGACAGGGUGAUGUAUACGUUUGUAGUUCUGUGUGGUCUAUUGGCUCUAUUGACCCUGGGAUACAUUGCAGUGCUGUAUCUGUUGCAGAUGAACCUAAAGAAAGAAAUAUUAAAAACAUUAAGUAAGAAUUAUAAAGACGACAACCUCAAAGGUGUGGCCUCCAACGUGUCCAAUGCAUGGAAUAAUAUUUUUCUGUCCUGGGACUGUUGUGGUGUGAACCCUGUGGUAGGAUUGAAAAAUGAUUUUGGAAGCACUUCGUGGUGCUCUGAAAUGAAUAACUGUCGACAAAAUUCCUCUCCUAUCCCUAAGACCUGUUGCAAUCACGUAACAGCAAAAAACUAUACACGUGCUCCUCCAAGUUGUUACAGAUCAGUCACGAAAGGAUUUAAUAAGAAGGUGAAGGUGUGUUACGAAGUGUUUCAAGAGAAGUACCAGGAGCAUUUUCAGGAGGCCGUUUUGAUGGCGAUCAUGAUUCCUGGCAUACUUCUUGAGCUUGCUGCUCAGAAGAAAAGGGAUAAAAAGUCAGCUCUAUUGACAGCUGCUGAAGAUUAA
Molecule: messenger RNA, 810 nt
Organism: Saccostrea echinata
Lineage: Eukaryota; Metazoa; Mollusca; Bivalvia; Ostreida; Ostreidae
Product: tetraspanin-18-like
Exons: 8
Coding region: 1-810 (269 amino acids)
Cellular component (GO): membrane
Source: RefSeq, a predicted model, not a curated record